GACACAAAUAAAAAAGGAGCUUCGUACGGAAAAUCAUUUAUCAACCACAAUGGCCCCAGAGUUAACGAAUUUUGAAUCGGACUCGUCGGCACGCCAGCAGUACUCGGCGCACAAUCCAAUAGAGCAAUACGUUUUACUCGCAAAAGGAACCAAAGGGGCAGCUUGCAUCGAGUUGAUCAAACAGGUCCUGGAAGCACCGGGAGUUCACGUAUUUGGAGAGCUAUUGGCGAUGCCAAACAUCGAGGAGUUAAAGAAUGGUGCGAAUGCAAAUUAUUAUAACACACUGAACCUGUUCGCCUAUGGAACGUAUCGUCAAUAUCUUGAGAACCAGGCCGAACUGAUUCCGCUAACGCCGGCAAUGCAAAAGAAACUGCAGCACCUUACGGUGGUGUCUUUGGCGAUCAAAAGCAAAUGCAUUCCAUACAAUGAGCUGCUCGAUGAGCUGGACAUUAAGAAUGUGCGUGUGCUGGAGGACUUGAUCAUCGAAGCCAUUUACGCUGACGUUAUACACGGUAAGCUUGACCAGAAGAACAAACAGCUGGAGGUAGAUUACGCCAUCGGUCGGGAUAUUCGCAAGGGCGACAUAAAGGAAAUUGCCUCCACGUUGCAAGAGUGGAGCGAUUCCUGCGAAACCAUUUUGCUCUGUCUAGAGACACAAAUUAAUCGAGCCAACACCGAGAAGCAGAAGCGUAUUAAGCACAAGGAGGCGAUCGAACAAGAGAUUUCGAACCUCAAGAAAACGAUAAAGACUCAAUCGGUAGAAUCAGAUGAAGCAAUGGCUACGGACGGCUGCCGCGAUAUGGCUGGCGGGCUCGAUCUACGGAAAAAGCCAACAAAAUCCAAGAGCCUUAAAGGUUGCGGUCCAGGCAAGUCAGUAUCGAAAUGAUUGGCUUAACACACUACCAAGAAGACACAGGCGCCACAGACUGCCAGCCGAAGGGCAGUUUUGGGAUGUUAAAUCAUUAGUUUCUUUUUUACGUAAUUUUCCUUUUAUUUAUUCGAUGUUUAAAAAGGAAAGGCUGCACACAUCGUGUCGUUUCUUACUUUAUUAUCAGUACUAUGAAUUGUGAUGCAAAACACGAAUAAAUAAUCGCCGGAGGAUUUUUUUUAUUAAUGGAACAUACAACGUAUUCAGUUAAAUUCCGAAAAUGGGGAAAUCGUAACUAUAUUUAGGUGCAAAGCUUUGCAAAUGCCACGCUACACCUGUAGCACUUCCGGCUGAAAGUUGCGAGACACUAGCACGAAUGAUUCUUUUGGUUCAAUCACUACUUUAUCCAUUGGAACUAAAUCAUGCUCCGUAUGGUUAGAUGCCGCACACACGACAGCUAAUAAGCCAACCGAAAGGGAAGGCUCGUAGGUUUGGAGAUUGAU
Molecule: messenger RNA, 1371 nt
Organism: Anopheles moucheti
Lineage: Eukaryota; Metazoa; Arthropoda; Insecta; Diptera; Culicidae
Gene: CSN7
Product: COP9 signalosome complex subunit 7b
Exons: 4
Coding region: 50-886 (278 amino acids)
Biological process (GO): COP9 signalosome assembly
Cellular component (GO): COP9 signalosome
Source: RefSeq, a predicted model, not a curated record